Messenger RNA from Drosophila willistoni, 1348 nucleotides. RefSeq names its product homeobox protein rough (gene ro). Lineage: Eukaryota; Metazoa; Arthropoda; Insecta; Diptera; Drosophilidae. Gene Ontology annotation, biological process: regulation of DNA-templated transcription. Gene Ontology annotation, molecular function: DNA-binding transcription factor activity, RNA polymerase II-specific; DNA binding. The transcript is spliced from 3 exons. The coding region runs from base 148 to 1236 and encodes 362 amino acids. The record is from RefSeq and is a predicted model, not a curated record.
UGACAGCGUUGGAUAAGCGCCAUCGCUUGACCAGCAAGGAAGCGCUGCCCAUUCCAGAGGCCUGGCUCUGCCAUCGGAAGUAAUGUUUAAUUUCAGUCGCUUGCCGAUUACACAAGUGAUUAGUCCACUUUGUUCGGGUUCCUACAAAUGUUGCCCUCACAAAACCAGUGCCUAGAUCAUGGUAACAGCCUGUACCAUAAGUCGCCAAGUCCAACCGGGCUCCCGGCUCCAAACAAUGUAACUACCGUAACCACUCCGCAACGUCCGUCGUCGCCGCGUCAAUUCUUUGAACGUCUUUACGGCCAUCUCGAGACGCGAAGCAGUGACAAUGGCGAUAUCGAUGUGGUAGCUGGCACCCACAAAUCCCCCAGUUGCAGAACCCCCUAUCACAGUGAUGGCGGGACUGUCUCCUCGCCGGAUAUCUCGAUUAGUGAUGAACAUGACCGUGUGAAUGUAUCUUCAGUUGGUUUACCCACCGCCUUUGAUAUAUACGCACCCAAAGUGGAUUACCAGAGCAGCUAUGCACCAAGUCCAACGGGGCCCAUCCCGACCGUCACUUCCACUUCGGUUUUACCAUAUCCUGGCUUUCCAAGUGACACACAAUUUAGUGCUGGAUUUUCCGCAUUUCUGGCGCGUCGACGUCGCAAGGAAGGACGCCAGCGUCGACAGCGGACAACAUUUAGCACGGAACAAACUUUACGCCUGGAGGUGGAGUUCCAUCGCAAUGAAUACAUCUCGAGGAGUCGCCGUUUCGAACUGGCUGAAACACUGGGUCUGACGGAGACACAAAUUAAAAUCUGGUUUCAAAAUCGUCGUGCCAAGGACAAACGUAUUGAGAAGGCACAAAUAGAUCAACAUUAUAGGAACUUUGUCGUGGCCAAUGGUUUUAUGAGCUCUAUAAUGGGUCAAGCGACCAAUGCGUCCACCAUGCUGCCUUCCAGGGGUGGUGUAGCUCUGGGUGUUGGUGUGGGCAUUGGCUAUUAUCCACCUCCACCUGCUCUGCCUCCGCCACCACCUCUGCCCACAGCAGUCCAAGUGCCGCAGACUGAACCUAAAAGCAACACGCAGGGUAUUCAAACUAUUCCAAGACAUGCAGAUGCCAAUUACGUUGACAUUGAUGACCAACAGCGCCAAAGGCAGCGACAGCAACAGCAACAACAACGCGGAGCCUUCAACGGCAGCAACAUCCCCGACAACAACAAUAAUGCUGCGCGUGGACUUGUCAAUACUUGCUAACAAUUAGACAUUGGUUAAGUGCGUUGCAGCUUUGAAUUAACAUAAAUAUAAUUAUUUAACCAGAUUUAAGCAAAUUCACUCUAGGUCUUUACAUACAUAUGUACAUAUGUAU